Theileria annulata is the source of this 588-nucleotide messenger RNA. Its product is annotated as small GTPase, putative. The transcript has 2 exons. Gene Ontology annotation, cellular component: endoplasmic reticulum exit site; COPII vesicle coat. Gene Ontology annotation, biological process: membrane organization; vesicle organization; intracellular protein transport. The record is from RefSeq and is a predicted model, not a curated record. The coding region runs from base 1 to 588 and encodes 195 amino acids. NCBI's taxonomy places the organism in Eukaryota, Apicomplexa, Aconoidasida, Piroplasmida, Theileriidae. Gene Ontology annotation, molecular function: GTP binding; GTPase activity.
AUGAUGUUUAUUAUAAAUUGGAUUAAGAAAACACUCCAGUCGCUCGGUUUGUUAAAUAAAGAUGCUCGAAUUGUGUUUCUCGGUCUUGACAACGCUGGAAAGACCACACUUCUCCGUAUGCUAAAGGACAACAGGGUUGGAAUCCACACCCCAACACUCCACCCUCACUCUGAGCAACUUAGUCUAGAAAAGGUUAAUCUUACAGCCUUUGACUUAGGUGGCCACGAAACUGCUAGAAGAGUAUGGAAGCAGUACUGUGGAAAUGUGGACGGGAUCGUCUUCAUAGUUGACGCUAGUGAUAGGUCACGAUUUCAGGAAUCCAAUGAGGAACUUAGAUCUCUUCUUUCAGACGAAGAAUUAACCAAUAAACCAUUUGUUGUACUUGGAAACAAAAUUGAUAAUCGAGGAGCUGCCUCAGAGGAGGAGUUGAGAACAGCUCUGAGUCUCUACGCAAAUGAUACCUAUGGCAAAUCUGUUAAAUCAGGCAGAGGAAGGCCUGUAGAACUUUUUAUGUGCAGUAUUAUUAAAAAGCAGGGUUACGCGGAAGCAUUAAGGUGGCUAUCUCAUUUUCUUCACGAUGCCAAAUAA